UCACAUGCGCCUCUUGUUGGUUUGCCGGCGCUUGUAAACCUGAGAAGAAGUAUCAACAUGGACCACGAAGAUCAGAGCCGCGGUGCGUCUGCAGAAGGCAGAGAUAUUGCUUCAGUAAUGGGAUUUUCUGGCUUUGGUAAGAAAGCAAGGACAUUUGAUUUUAAUGCAAUUUUUGAACAGACUCGAAGAACUGCAAUCGAAAGAAGUCAGAGAGUUCUAGAAGAGAGAGAAAUGGAAGAAGGAUCUAGGAAAAAAGAAAGUAUGGCAAACAGUGCUUCUAAAAAUGUGCUUCCAUCAACAUCUACUGUUAGUGAAAGUAGUAGUUCUGAUGAUGAACUCAUUGGACCACCACUUCCGACUAAAACAUUUAUACAAACGUCUGCUGCUGAGGAAGAUGAGUUUAUUGGACCACCUAUUCCUCGCUUUAAGGACAGUGAAGAUGAUGAUGAUGAUGAUGAAGGCAACAAUGAAGAUGAUGAUAACCCUGUGAAACGAAUUCCCGACACACAUGAAAUCACACUUCAACAUGGCACAAAGACGGUGUCUGCCUUGGGCCUGGAUCCUUCUGGUGCCCGUCUGGUCACUGGUGGCUAUGACUAUGAUGUGAAAUUUUGGGACUUUGCUGGAAUGGAUGCUUCUCUGCAAGCUUUUAGGUCUCUACAGCCUUGUGAAUGUCACCAAAUCAAGUCAUUGCAGUACAGUAUUACGGGUGAUGUUAUUCUUGUUGUUGCUGGAAAUUCUCAGGCUAAAGUUCUGGACAGAGAUGGCUUCCAAGUAAUUGAAUGUGUCAAAGGUGAUCAAUACAUAGUGGAUAUGGCAAAUACAAAGGGGCAUACUGCAAUGUUGAAUGGUGGAUGCUGGCAUCCCAAAAUCAAGGAGGAGUUUUUAACAUGUUCAAAUGAUGGAACAGUCAGAACAUGGGAUAUAAAUGAUGAAAAAAAACACAAGAAUGUAUUCAAGCCAAGAUCCAUGAAGGGCAAGAAGGUCAUUCCAACCUGCUGUACCUACAGCAGGGAUGGCAAGUUGAUUGCUUCUGGCUGCCAGGAUGGAACAAUACAUAUUUGGGACAGGAACCUAAGUGUACACACAAAAUUCCACUGUCGGCAGGCUCAUGUACCAGGUUCUGACACAUCCUGUCUGACAUUCUCUUAUGAUGGUACUCUGCUAGCAUCUAGGGGAGGAGAUGACACUCUUAAAACUUGGGACAUGAGAAACUUUAAAAACCCUCUCAAUGUCAUCACUGGAUUAUCUACAUUCUUUCCAAUGACCGACUGCUGUUUUAGCCCAGAUGAUAAGAUGAUUGUCACUGGCACAUCAGUUAAAAAGGGAGACGGAAAUGGAAAACUUAUUUUCUUUGACCGUGAAACUUGCCAGAAGAUGUAUGAGAUAGAAGUAACCAAUUCAAGUGUUGUUCGUUGUUUAUGGCAUCCAAAACUAAAUCAAAUCAUGGUUGGGACUGGAAAUGGACUUGCUAAAGUAUAUUAUGAUCCUGUUAAAAGUCAAAGAGGAGCAAAGUUGUGUGUUGUAAAGAGCAAGCGAAAAGAGAAACAAGCAGAGGCUCUAACUCAAGAUUACAUCAUCACACCUCAUGCUCUUCCAAUGUUCCGUGAGGAUCGGCAGCGUAGCACAAGGAAGCAACUUGAAAAGGACCGACUCGACCCAGUCAAGUCUCAUAAACCAGAGCCACCAGUCUCUGGACCAGGUCGAGGUGGACGUGUUGGAACACAUGGAGGAACUCUGUCUUCAUUUAUCGUGAAGAAUAUAGCUCUAGAUAAAACUGAUGAUAGCAACCCCCGUGAAGCCAUACUGCGACAUGCCAAGGAUGCAGAAGAAAAUCCCUAUUGGGUUGCCCCAGCUUAUAAAAGAACCCAACCAAAUCCAGUGUUUGCUGAUGAAGAAUCAGAAGACGAGGAUGCAGAUAAGGAGCCACAAUGGAAAAUACGUAAAAUCUGAAAUCAGACCAAACAUGUUCUUUGUAUCUUCUUUGCUUUUCAAAAAUUUAUUUUUUACCUAAUGUAAAACAGGGCCUCUUUGAUUUUACUAUCAUUUUGUAUUUGGUAACUCAACUAUGUAAGUUUAGAGUGAGAUUUUCAACAUGUGGAGGUAAGGUUAAUUUUUACAGUAGUGUUUGUUAGCAUGUUGUGACAUAGAGAAUAGUAAAUUGACUUCUGAUCAAUAAAAAUGUUUUGGAUA
Messenger RNA from Polypterus senegalus (gray bichir), 2193 nucleotides. Its product is annotated as WD repeat-containing protein 70. Bases 58 to 1953 code for a protein of 631 amino acids. The record is from RefSeq and is a predicted model, not a curated record. Gene Ontology annotation, biological process: regulation of DNA double-strand break processing. Gene Ontology annotation, molecular function: protein binding. NCBI's taxonomy places the organism in Eukaryota, Metazoa, Chordata, Cladistia, Polypteriformes, Polypteridae. Gene Ontology annotation, cellular component: nucleus; site of double-strand break. The transcript is spliced from 18 exons.